Molecule: messenger RNA, 822 nt
Organism: Debaryomyces fabryi
Lineage: Eukaryota; Fungi; Ascomycota; Pichiomycetes; Serinales; Debaryomycetaceae
Gene: FRP3
Product: putative ammonium permease
Exons: 1
Coding region: 1-822 (273 amino acids)
Cellular component (GO): plasma membrane
Molecular function (GO): acetate transmembrane transporter activity
Source: RefSeq, a predicted model, not a curated record
AUGAGUGACUUAGAACAACAAUAUCAACAAGAGCAAGACCAUCACUUCGUCGUGAAAAAUGGUCAAGAAUCCCAAGGUGCAGGAAGUGCUCAUUACAAAGACAAUAAUAUUACUGAAGUUGUUGCAGACGGAGAAUACAUCCAAUUUGGUAAUGAAAAGUAUCGUCGUGAUGAAUUGGUUGAAGCAUUUGGUGGUACCUUGAAUCCUGGUUUAGCUCCACCACCAAAGCACAAUUUAGCCAACCCUGCACCAUUAGGAUUGUCAGGUUUCGCGCUUACUACUUUCUUGCUUUCUUUGAUUAAUGUUCAGGCCAGAGGUGUCACUAUUCCAAACAUUGUUGUUGGAUUGGCAUUCUUCUACGGGGGUGCCGCACAAUUAGUUGCCGGUAUGUUUGAGAUUGCUCUGGGAAACACAUUUGGUGGUGUUGCUUUGAGUUCUUAUGCCGGUUUCUGGGGUGGAUGGGCUGCCCUUUAUGUUGAUAGUUUUGGUAUUGCAGCUGCUUAUGAAGACGAAAGAGAAUUUGCUAAUGCUGUGGGUAUAUUCCUUGUGGGGUGGUUUAUUUUUACGUUCUUUAUGAUGUUAAUGACUUUGAAAUCUACUGUGGCCUUUUUCUCGGUCUUUUUCUUCCUUUCUAUUACGUUUUUGCUAUUGGCGAUCGCGGAAUUUAAGACAGAUGGUAUUGCAAUCAAAAAAGCCGGUGGUGUAUUUGGUCUUCUUACUGCGUUUGCUGCUUGGUAUAAUGCCUACGCUGGUAUUGCUAAUAGUCAGAACAGUUAUAUCACUGUUAAGGCUAUCCAUUUGCCUGAUUUACAAGCCAGAUAA